This is a messenger RNA of Mytilus trossulus (common blue mussel), 552 nucleotides long. RefSeq names its product glucose dehydrogenase [FAD, quinone]-like. Bases 1 to 552 code for a protein of 183 amino acids. The record is from RefSeq and is a predicted model, not a curated record. The transcript has 4 exons. Gene Ontology annotation, molecular function: flavin adenine dinucleotide binding; oxidoreductase activity, acting on CH-OH group of donors. Lineage: Eukaryota; Metazoa; Mollusca; Bivalvia; Mytilida; Mytilidae.
AUGUUUUUCGCAGAAGUGAUAGUGCGUAAAUCGGCAAUAGCUUUUCUGGUAUACUUUCUUGCUAUGGUUCUUCCUGAACGGAAACCUGAUCCACCAGGAAUUUAUGAGAAACCCUUCAAAGAACUGUAUGAUUACAUCGUUGUAGGAGCUGGUUCUGCAGGUAGUGUUGUUGCCACUCGAUUAUCGGAGGAUUAUGAAACUUCAGUUCUUUUGUUGGAGGCUGGAAUGUCCGAUUUGGAACCUGAUGACGUAACCCAAAUACCAGCUCUGUGGGCUUCCCUUAUAGGUUCUGAUAAAGAUUGGGGAUAUCAUUCUGUUCAACAAAAGUACUCCCAUUUUGCAUAUGAAAAUGAGAGGGCUUACAUAGCACAAGGCAAAGUGCUUGGAGGUUCAUCAUCGAUAAAUGCACAAAAUAUUUUAAGAGGCAGUCGAAACAGCUAUGAUCAAUGGGAACACGAAGGGGCAGUCGGUUGGGGGUACGACGAUGUUCUGCCCUUCUUCAGAAAACUCGAAAAUGCUACAGAUACAUCUUACGGAGACUCAAGUUAUUGA